AUGGGUGACGGUGACGUCCUGGUGACUGCGCUUCUCCUGCUGCUGGCCGCCCUGGCUGUCUGGUGGGCCUUUGGCCACCGGCAACAACGGAGCCGGCAGACACAGACAGCGAUGUGGAGCAAGCGCCCCGGGAGGCUCAGUGAGACCUGUCAGCCUGCGGAAGGAGCAGAGCCCGUGGACAGGUCUCCCAGCUCCCUUGGACUCACAGACUUCAACAACGUGGGCGCAAUCCUGAGCCUUGACGUGGCAGGGGAAAGCCCACAAGUCCAAAUGGGAGCCCAGCCCGAUGCAGGGGAGCCUGCUCAGGAGCAGCUGGCGGGGCAGCAAGCGUCCUGGAGCCAGCAGUGGUCAUCCCACAGCGGCCAGGACAGCCAGGACGCUGUGCCGGUUCUGCCAGCUGGCCACAGCCCGAGCCUGGCGGUGGAGAUGGUCCUCCAGACACCACGGAGGUUCCUCCAUCUGCAGCAAGCUGCCCCGAGACAGCCCUUGAGUGCCGCAAAGAGCUUUCUAGUAGCAGCCGCCUGUGCGCGCAGCCCCGGCCCGGCUCUGCCGCUCGCCAGCCCGGCGGCUGCAGGGCGGCGGCCGCUGCCCGGCGCGCAGCAGGAAGCGGGUGAGAGCGCGGCGGCCCGCGGGGCCCGGCCCGCUCCACUCGCGGCACUUGCGGGAGGGGCGGGUCCUGGGCGCAAGGCUGAUGGCUCGCUCUUGGCCGCAGGGCAAAGGGAGCAGCGGCAGGAGCUGUACCUGUGGGGCCCGCAGCUGGGCAGCGGCGGCUUCGGCACCGUCUUCUCGGGCAUCCGCCUCUCGGACGGCAGCCCGGUGGCCCUCAAACGCGUGGCCCGGGAGAGCGUCCUGCAGUGGGACGAGCUGCCCGACGGCACCCGCGUGCCCAUGGAGGUGGCGCUCAUGGAGAAGGUGGGCUCUGGCUGCCACAACAUCAUCCAGCUCCUCGACUGGUUUGAGCUGCCCGACAGCUUCGUGCUGGUCCUGGAGCGUCCGCAGGCAUCGCAGGAUCUCCUGCAGUUCCUGCAGGAGCAGGGGUGCCUGUGCGAGGAGCAGGCGCGCUGGCUUUUCUGCCAGGUGCUGGAGGCCGUGCGGCACUGCACCGCCUGCGGCGUCCUGCACCGGGACAUCAAGCCAGAGAACCUCCUCGUGGACCCGGAGAGCGGCGACCUGAAGCUCAUCGACUUCGGUUGUGGCACCUUCCUCCAGGAGCAGGCCUUCUCGGGCUUUGCCGGAACGCACGCGUACAGCCCGCCCGAGUGGAUCUGGCUGGGUUACUACCACGGCCACGCGGCCACCAUCUGGUCCCUGGGCGUUCUGCUGUACGUCAUGGUCUGCGGCAGCCUCCCCUUCCAGGAUGACCCUGACAUUGUGCUGGGGAAGGUCUUCUUCCAGCGGCAGGUCUCUCCAGAGCUCCAGCACCUGAUCCGAUGGUGUUUGGCCAAGCAGCCUGCGGACAGGCCGGAGCUGGAGGAGGUCUCAUGCCACCCUUGGGUGCGGGGCCGGCGUUUUUGAUGCCUUGCCGGAGCCUCUGCAGCACCCACUUACCAAGUCCCCCUUCCGACACCGCUCCUCGAUGACAUCCGAGAGGCUGGCCGUGCCGCGCUGUUGAAGAUCCCAGACGGCAAAACUCCCUC
Taeniopygia guttata (zebra finch) is the source of this 1637-nucleotide messenger RNA. RefSeq names its product serine/threonine-protein kinase pim-1-like. Gene Ontology annotation, cellular component: cytoplasm. The record is from RefSeq and is a predicted model, not a curated record. Gene Ontology annotation, molecular function: ATP binding; protein serine/threonine kinase activity. Lineage: Eukaryota; Metazoa; Chordata; Aves; Passeriformes; Estrildidae. Gene Ontology annotation, biological process: protein autophosphorylation; regulation of mitotic cell cycle; negative regulation of apoptotic process.